This is a messenger RNA of Mesitornis unicolor (brown roatelo), 809 nucleotides long. Its product is annotated as NEDD4-binding protein 1-like. Gene Ontology annotation, biological process: negative regulation of proteasomal ubiquitin-dependent protein catabolic process; negative regulation of protein ubiquitination. The annotation marks the transcript as partial. The record is from RefSeq and is a predicted model, not a curated record. NCBI's taxonomy places the organism in Eukaryota, Metazoa, Chordata, Aves, Mesitornithiformes, Mesitornithidae. Gene Ontology annotation, cellular component: PML body; nucleus. The transcript is spliced from 3 exons.
AUCUUUGGACAAUUUUCAGCGAAGCAGACUAUCUUAAUGGUCUUCAAAAUGACUUUUACAGGUUUUUAUUACACCUUGCUGAUAAAACCGGAGGUGUUAUUGUGACUAAUGAUAACUUCAGAGAAUUUGUGACAGAAUCACUUGCCUGGAGAGAAAUUAUUCAAAAAAGGUUGCUCCAGUACACAUUUGCUGGUGACAUAUUUAUGGUUCCUGAUGAUCCUUUGGGAAGAAAUGGACCUAGAUUAGAUGACUUUCUUCGAAGUGAAGGCUAUUCUAGAGAUUUUUGGUCAGGACAAAAGGCUUCACAGAGCAGUGGACAGUAUUCUUCUGAGACACCUUUCGUCAUGCCAGUCCCCAAACCAAGCAGUAACAGUCAACAGCCUAAAAACAGAGUCCAUGGUGAUCGUUCAUCAACAUGGUUUCCGCUGGAAACGAACAUACAGGCUUGUCUAGCGUCUCCACCACAGAGAUCUGCCUCAGAAACAGUACAGCUGAGAGAAGCCCUGACUAAAAUUUUUCCUGAUUAUGAGCAGAGACAGAAAAUUGAUCAAAUACUAGCUCAUCAUCCAUUCAUGAGAGAUCUUAAUGCACUGUCUGCCAUGGUGCUUGACUGAAUAUUAUACUAAGGUUUUAUAUCGGAACUGAUCUGACUAACUUUGUAUAUCAAUGUGAAGAAAAAUGUUGCUCUGUUAUAUUACUUUGUGAAUAUUCAGAACUUAAUUUUAUUUGUAUAAACAAAGAUAUUUUUGUGUAUGUUCUGUUGCUAAUAGAUGCCAGUUUUUGGUAAAUUAAAAACUGCUGCUACUACA